Lactuca saligna is the source of this 617-nucleotide messenger RNA. Lineage: Eukaryota; Viridiplantae; Streptophyta; Magnoliopsida; Asterales; Asteraceae. The record is from the annotation of a GenBank genome assembly.
AGCUUUGGCUUCAAACGACUUGACCGAACAAACUGCAAUUUAUUUUAGGAUUUUCCAAAAGAACGGACGAUUCGUGGUGGUAAUGUGUAGUGAUCAAAGCCAGUCAUCUAAAAAGGAAGGAAGUGAUAAAACUUUUUAUGGAGCAUUUCUGGACAUAGAUCCACAACAAGAAGAAAUUUCACUCAGAACCUUGAUAGAUCACUCAAUCGUUGAGAGUUUUGGGGGAGGAGGAAAGAGUUGUAUAACAGCUAAGGUUUACCCGACUUUAGCCAUUGGGAAAGACGCCAAACUUUUCGCUUUCAACUACGGAACAAAGAGUGUCAUCAUCUCUGAGAUGAAUGCAUGGAGUGUGAAGUCGGCUCAAAUGAGCAUCGAAGAAUCCAAUGUUUAAAACAACGGGAUGAUCUGUCGAGUUGAAUAAUGAAUUUGUGCAGAGAUCAUGUCAACUAAAAGCAAGUUUUUUUUUUAAUUAUGAUUCAAACUAAACAAUCCAGUUUUACAAUAAGCCACGGUUAACAAAAAACACUUUUCAAGAAUAAGCUCACAAAGCAUUGAGGUGCCAGUAUUUGUGAUUUGUUUCGAUCAUUAUAUGUUUAGAUUCAAUGUAAACUUAUGAC